AUGGACCAAGGCCCUCGCGAGUACAUCCUCGAAGUCUUCGCAGACCAGACUUUUGUCAGGGACAUAGUCAAAGCAGGAGUCCUGCAUACAAUCUUCUUCCACCGCUACUUCCCGCCCAUCCGACCAUCCCUAUACACGCCUACAGCAUCUUCGCAUUCCUCGCACGCGCACACCUCGUCACACUCGCAACACUCGCUCCCCAUCACUCUUCCCUCCAUCCUCGACCCGCCCGAAAUCUCCACAGCAAUAGACUCGCACACCAACCUCCUCAUAUCCCAGCUCACGCCCCAGUCCUCGACGGGCCCAUCCAGCUUAUCAGCCGCGUCAGGCGGCUCGAGAGGCGAGAUUGUGGUGAGAUUCUACGACCGAAAGAGGAGAAGGACAGGCAUUACAACAGGAUGGCUAGGCAGGUUAGGGGGAGGAGGGCAGACGGAGGAGGAAGUUUGCUGGGAGGAGUGGUGCGUGCAGGUCAUCGUGGCGAGACCUAGGAGUGAAGCUGACCGAAUCAAGGUCCGCCGCGCCAUGGAGUCGUCUCUACAGAAGACGGCCAUGAAAAUCGUCGCCAUUGUGAACCGGGAUAAGGACCAUAUCCCCCCAAUCACCACCAGUGAUCAAAACCCCUUCCCAUACAGGAUAUACGUCAAUCCUAAGCAGCAGGAGAGUGCUGAGAGGGGGUUUGUGGGGGGUUGGAGUUGA
Cladophialophora carrionii CBS 160.54 is the source of this 696-nucleotide messenger RNA. RefSeq lists its product as uncharacterized. Gene Ontology annotation, biological process: autophagosome assembly; autophagy. Gene Ontology annotation, cellular component: phagophore assembly site. The transcript is spliced from 3 exons. The coding region runs from base 1 to 696 and encodes 231 amino acids. The record is from RefSeq and is a predicted model, not a curated record. Lineage: Eukaryota; Fungi; Ascomycota; Eurotiomycetes; Chaetothyriales; Herpotrichiellaceae.